This is a messenger RNA of Malassezia restricta, 1500 nucleotides long. Its product is annotated as cryptococcal mannosyltransferase 1. Bases 1 to 1500 code for a protein of 499 amino acids. The record is from RefSeq and is a predicted model, not a curated record. The transcript has a single exon. NCBI's taxonomy places the organism in Eukaryota, Fungi, Basidiomycota, Malasseziomycetes, Malasseziales, Malasseziaceae.
AUGCUGCGGUCGCGUAGCGACGAGGUGAGGGUAGGACAUGGCCAGGACAUGGAUGAGCCUCUGUCCGUAUCAGAGAGAUUCAUGCUAGAUGGUGACUUGUAUCUGGACUAUGAUACGCCAAGAGCCUCGAGGUGGGUGUGGUCAAAGUGGCGGAGCUGGGUCCGGUCGUGGACGAGAUCGGACAUGGCCAUGGCUGGCAUGUCGCUAGGUCUAUUUGCGUGCAUGAGCUUCUACUUCUACAUUCCCUCCUCACUGUACAUUUACGUCACUUGUGUAUGCUUUACGGCGCCGGCCAUGCUGGUCACUACGCUCAUGCGACGGCUCCGAACCAGACGCACCGACCAAAAGAAGCGACUGCAGGUGACGGGCGUCAUUACUGCCUUUGUCCUUGCCUGCCUUGUCAGGGAUCUGUUCUUUUCCGCCUCUGUACCUCGGCACUGGCGCACCCCGCGGACCUCUACUUAUUACAUCGCAUCCCUCCUACACAAUUCCGAAGCCAUUUUGCCUCACUACAGUCGCUCGCUCCUUCACCUGGCCAAGGACCUCGGCCCGUCCAAUGUAUAUGUGUCUAUCUACGAAAACGACUCGCGUGAUCGCACACCGGCGCUUCUGCGUACGCUCGACCAGCAACUGCAGAGUCUCGGCGUGUCCACUCACAUUGUGACAGACACGCAAUCGAAAGACACGCGGCAAAAAGACCGCAUUGAGCGUCUCGCGACAUACCGCAACCUGGCCAUGGCGCCAUUGAAUGAGGCACUCGGGGGUAUGCUGCAUGGCAAACCAUUCGACAAGGUGAUCUGGAUCAACGAUGUGUUCUUUGAGUCGGAUACCGUUCAUGCCUUGUUGGACACGGAAGGCGGUGAAUUUGACCAGGCAUGCGCGAUGGACUUUUGCUGGCUCGGCUUCUAUGACACUUGGGUCAUGCGCGAUGCGGAUGGAAAGACGAUGCGCCCGUUUUGGCCCUACUUCCGCGCCACGCAGGAUCAAGCGGCGGUCCGUGCGAGACUGCCUGUGCCUGUGAACGCUUGCUGGAAUGGCAUUACAGCUUUUGAUGCGCGCUGGUUCAUGAAUGCCACGACGAAUGCGUCGCUUCCCACACUCACAGCGGCGAUGGCCCUGCCGCCCCACCGACCCCUGCUGCACCAGGACGCCUUGGACCGGGCCGCGACGGUGCCGUUGUCCUUCCGCAGCAGCUCGACGUGCUUUGCGUCCGAGUCACUGCUCUCGAGUUUGGAUAUGCAUCGCAUCUCGUGGCCGCAUCGUCCGCGCAUUUACGUCAACCCCGACCUCGUCGUGGCGUACGACCGGCCGAACUAUGUGCUCUACGGCUCCAUGAUGCGCUGGAGCGUCGUGGCGCCGUGGCGCUACAUCUGGCAGUACUGGGUGGAACACAGGCUCAUGGGCUUCGCGCUGCACAUUCUGCGCCGCGUCGAUCCGUGCACCGAGGUGUUCCAGCCGUACUGGGUCCCGCGGUUGCCGCACCUGCUCAGCUCGCCCUAG